Molecule: messenger RNA, 321 nt
Organism: Nycticebus coucang (slow loris)
Lineage: Eukaryota; Metazoa; Chordata; Mammalia; Primates; Lorisidae
Product: alpha-ketoglutarate dehydrogenase component 4-like
Exons: 2
Coding region: 1-321 (106 amino acids)
Biological process (GO): 2-oxoglutarate metabolic process
Source: RefSeq, a predicted model, not a curated record
AUGAUGGGCAGCAAGAUGGCGUCUGCCAGCAGGGUCAUCCAGGUAGUCAAGCCACAUACUCCAUUAAUACGAUUUUCUGACAGAAUAGAUGAUCCUAAAUCCAAUGUAUCGAAAGCUUUGAGAUCGGCAGGGCUACCGUCUCAUUAUUCUGCAAUUUCCCAGCAUUCUAAGGGAAAUAAAUCACCAGAUUUGCUGAUGUAUCAGGGUCCACCAGACACUGCAGAAAUAAAAAACAUUACUCAGAAAAACAGAAGGGGGCGGCACCUGAAACUUGUGUCUCAAGAAGAAAUUGAAUAUAUUCAACAUGGAGGUCCAGAGUAA